AUGGUGCGAGUAAGUGCACAUUGCUUGUACCACACCAUCUUACCUUCGAUAAUGACUCGUACCGUCAAGAACAACGAUCGAAACCACGCUGGCCUUGCUGACGGUACUGCUGUUCCUGAAGAUCGACUUCCUCGAUACUUUGCCAAGAGUGGUCACGUUGACGCUGAUCCAAAGGGCAUCAAGAAACAAGGUGCUGGUCGGGGUAACUGGGGCACACUCUCUGACGAAGCCGACGACUCCGGCUACAACUUUGUCAACAACCGACGACGAUCGAAUAGUAGCACUCAAACCUUGAACGACUUCAAGACCAAGUUCGAGAAGCUCGACCAAGAGCCCGUCUUCGAGGAAGAGCUUCACGGUCCUACUGACGACGAUGUCGAGCAGGCAUCCACCCUCAGUAAGGAAGACAGUCAGUCCAGCAGCUACUCCGAGACCUCCGACGAGGGUAUCAAGAGAAUGUAA
Messenger RNA from Lithohypha guttulata, 462 nucleotides. RefSeq lists its product as uncharacterized. Lineage: Eukaryota; Fungi; Ascomycota; Eurotiomycetes; Chaetothyriales; Trichomeriaceae. The record is from RefSeq and is a predicted model, not a curated record. The transcript has 4 exons. Bases 1 to 462 code for a protein of 153 amino acids.